This is a messenger RNA of Penicillium digitatum Pd1, 1215 nucleotides long. NCBI's taxonomy places the organism in Eukaryota, Fungi, Ascomycota, Eurotiomycetes, Eurotiales, Aspergillaceae. The record is from RefSeq and is a predicted model, not a curated record.
AUGGCGAUCGAGAUCUCAGAUGGUGUUGCCAUCGGUGAUAGCACUACAGAACCCGAGACCAAGGAUAUCCAGUAUGAGCCUGUGGGCACCAUCUGUGAUUUCCGCACCCUCUAUCAGACAAAUCCCGAUUCAUUUGACGAGCGGGCAUGGAGCAAAGAAGUACCCAUCGACUUACCUGAUCCCGUCGAGGAUGCAGAGUCAGCGCAAUACGCACUUCUCGUUCGGAUACAGUUACGCCGGGUUCACCAUACAAGCUUUCCGGGCACUAUACCAAUUCCCUCAUUGCCUAUCUUUCCACUCGGGUACCACCCAGAGAAGGAUACUAUCCAGAAGGUGUCGACUGAACGGGGCAAGAAGUGGGAAGCAUACAAAGAGUACCAUUUCAGAUCCUAUGAACGGGUAUCAAACAGCAAGAACUCCAAAAGUCGGGACACCAAUUUUAAGGACACCAAAUACCGUGUCAAGAGUCGCGUCAUUAUCGACACUGAGGUAUACAACCUUUCUGAAUCGACGAGGUCAGUUCAAAUUUGCAGGGAGAUUGAUGGAGAACUGGACGAUUUGCAGCGCCUGGUUGCAACCCCAAUACUUUAUGGAUAUUCUCUGAAUGACAAGGGAUGGUGUUCGUUCCAUGUGAACCAUUUGAAAGACAUUGAGUGGAAUGAGCAGGCCGUUGGGUCCCUAGUUCUACUGCGGGAGCAGCAGGGACUCAAGGAAGUGAUCUUGGCCGUUGCAAAAGCUCAAUCAAGGAAAGUGGAUGAAUUCGAUGAUAUCGUUCGGGGCAAAGGCAAAGGGUUCAUUAUGCAGCUUAGCGGCCCUCUGGGCCCUAAGCUUCCCAAGUGGGGUGCUGUUCUGUUGCUUGAUGAGGCCGAUGUCUUCAUGAAAGCCCGUGAUUCAAACAAUCUCGCUCGCAACGAACUUGUCUCAAUCUUCUUGAGCAUGCUGGAAUACUACGAGGUAAGCUCCAAUCGCAAGAUCAUCGAGGCCAGAAGAGAUGGGAAUAAUCAUGCAAAAAAUGACAUGUUACUGAUCUUCUAUCUUUCUCUUCAGGGUAUUCUCUUCUUGACCACCAACCGUACGCAGAAUAUCGAUCCUGCCUUCGAGUCUCGGAUCCACCUUUCCCUCACCUACAAGGAUUUCGAUGCAGAAUCCAGGCGCCAGAGCUGGGCACAGUUCCUAAGCCACUCAAUGAACAAUGAGGCCUUCACGGAUGAGUAA